CUCUUUGUAUCACCGUGAUCAGCAAGCAGAGCAGCCAGAAUUCUACGAACUGUACGAUCAGUCAGAUAAGCUGUGUCGUUUUGUCAAGGUAGAAUUUGAUCUCUGCGGUUUUAAUUCGAUUUCAUCCAAUUGAAUUUCCGUGACGUGCGGUCUCAAUCUUAGUCUGAUAGUCGGUGGUGCCAUCAAUAAAUCAAUCUACAUAAUUCUAUUAUUAUGAUUUCUUAUGUAAAAAUAAGUCUUAAAUAAAAACCUUUAUUAUAACUUCAAAACAAUCAGCAGUGGCUGAAGAAGUUUUUUUGUUCUGUCUGUGGAACACUCAGUAGUUAAGUGUUGUGUGCAUCAUUUUCACAGCAUUUCAUUCGUCGUCUAUCCCGAAGAUAGUUUUGAGUGAAUUUGAAUUAAAGUGAAAAAUCACUUUGAAUUGUCGUUUUCGUUUUUGUCGUUGUCGUCGGUGUCGUUGUCGGUAUCGGACGGUAAUGUUGCUGUUUCGUGUCAUCAGUGAGAGGAAGUGUUAAUUAUUAAUCGCGAUUUAAGAAGUUUCUUUUCAUUCUUUCUUUUUUUUGCGAAUUUGUAUUCGGAGCUUCUAUAUUAUAUAAAAUAAGAUUUCGCAUUGAUUGUUAUGUACUUUGAUGUUGACAGCAAACAAAAGUAGCUUCAAUACAGUUUGUUAUUAAGAAUGAUUAUAUCUAAAAUAUUUAUAUAGAUUAAUUUGAAUAAAAAUCAAAAAAGAAAUAUAAGCACGAAAAAUUAAUAUAAAUACUGCGCGUGAGUGGAGGAUUUUGUCCGAGGAUUUAAUUCAAUUUGGAAUUCUAUCUGCUUCCUGUUAUUUGAGUCACAACAAUUUUGAUCCAAUAAAAUCAAACAAACCAACAACUGUACACAUCCGCAGUAGGCUAUACAAUUAAAAUGAAGCGUCGUCAUGUAGCCUGGACGCUUUGCAACUUUCUAGUUUUAGUAAACUUAUUAUUCGUGUCCUCAGUACCUGCUGCUAAUACAAAUUCCGUAGCAAGUGUGAAUCCCAGUGUGAAUGUGAAUAACAUUCCGGACCCAAACACUAACAACAACAGCAACAACAACAACAGCAACAAUAACAACAACUUGAAUGCUAGCACCAACAUAAGCAGCAGCAACAAUACAACCAACACUGCCACCAGCCCAUUAGUCAAGGAGAAGACCUAUGAAAAGUGCACAGGUCCCGGUGAUCCGGGUCCAUGUAAACACUACCUGUACAAAUGGCGCUUCGAGCCCACAACCAACGAGUGCACUACCUUCAUUUGGGGUGGGUGCGAAGGUAACAGCCAGAAUCGCUUCAAUACAGAAGCUGAAUGCUUGUACCGUUGCAUUGGAGCACCACAUACGCUGCCACCAUACUUGCUGCAGACCACAACAAAGGAGCCAUCAACAACUGAGGUGGCUGUUGUCGGCGGAAAAUCGAACACUCCACCUCCGAGGCAUUACGAUGAUCCCUCGCAUAUACCAGUGCCGUUCGAACUACGUGGCCCAGAGUUGACUUUCGCCGAAACGGGACACGAGAAGACGUUCUUUUUCGCCAAGAACAACACAUUCAUCCAGAUGGACGGCGACAUUAUCCAGACUUUUCAAUUAAGAUUGUGUCGUGAAAUUUCAUUCCAAUUUCGAACCCGUCUGCCGCACGGUCUAUUAGUCUAUCACAAUGUUAAAAAUCCUGAUGGAAUCGAUUUGGAUCCUUAUGCUUUGUAUGUCAUUGUUGAAAAAGGACAACUUAAAGUUGUGCAUGUCUUUGGAAAACAUUCGACAAGUGUCACUGUCGGCGAAGGACUAAAUCGCGAUGAAUGGCAUAGCGUAAUGGUCCGUAUCGAUGUGCAUGGUGCAAGAUUAAUAGCUCGCGUCGACAAUAACCAAGAGGAAGUCUAUCUAAAAGGACUGAAUCACGACACCAACUAUGGAGUUUCGACGAAUCUGCCCUCGGUUGUUCUUGUUGGCGGAUUAUCCUCGGAAGAGAAGCUGCAUGGUGUCAAGUAUAUUAUCGAAUCAUUUGUUGGUUGCAUUCGAAAUGUUGUCCUAAGCUCAGGAAAAGCUGCCUCCGAUCUCCUACCAAUCACCCCUUUGGUAGCCACAAAGCAUGAAAACGUGAACGAAGGAUGCUCCAAUAAAUGCCAUUCGAGACGGAAUUUGUGCUUCGUGGGAUCCAGAUGUAUUAAUCACUUCUAUGGAAUUUCGUGCGACUGUUUCGGUACUCACUAUGAGGGUGAACACUGUGAUAUCUAUACCGCAACCAUAAUGACUUUACGUGGUGCUAGUUAUGUAUCAUACCGCAUCUACGAUUGGAAAGAUCGUGUUCAUUCAUCCUCAACACGCAUCAGUAUGAUGUUUCGAACACGCCAUGAUGAUUCAGCCUUAUUCUAUGCCAGUGGCGAAGCCCUCAAACAUCAAUAUAUAGCUGCAUCCCUCAAAAACAAUUCAAUACAAGUCGAAAUGGAUUUCGGUGAUAAUUUGAUGUCAGUUGUGCUGAGGGACAAAUUGACACGCAGCUAUUGGCACAAUUUGACAAUUUAUCACGAGCAACGAACUGUGAAGAUAAUAUUGGACCAGCAAAUUAAAACGGUCGAAAUACCAGCUAGCGCUAGUGCAAAUUUAUUAUUCGAUCCGGAAAUAUAUUUUGGCGGUGGACCGGACUUGCACAAGAAGAAGGGUUUAGCAUCGCAUAAUAAUUUUGUUGGAAUUUUGAAAUAUGUCUUCUAUAAUGAUGUGUCCAUAUUGUACGAAUUGAAAAAGGGGAAUCCAAAGGUUCAUUAUCAUGGUAUCCUCGAAGCUGAAUUCCAGGAGAAUGAAGUGCAUGUCAUCCCAAUAACAUAUCCUUUUGCGACAUCUCACAUUUGGUGGCCUAUAAAUCAAGCCGAAGAAUUUAAUAUUAAAUUCGAUUUCCGAAGCAGCAGGACGGCUGCUGUCCUUGCAUAUAGCGAUGUAACAACUUCAGCCGGAAAUGGAUUUUGGGAGAUACGGCUUACCGCGGAUAAAUUGAGUUUUGAUUUAGUGCCAUCAGAUGCCAAUAGUGAUACCACCCUUCCAACGGUAAUUAAAAUCAAUCGACCCACCUCAUGGCACUCGGUGGAACUGGACUAUCGAGACGGCGAGAUUAGAUUCACAGUGGACUACAGACACACCCUUAGAAUGAUGUACGAGAUGACGUUUAUCAUCGGCGACAAGGUUAUAAUUGGCAGCAGUCUGAAGUCGGCCGCAUCCGGGCUGGUCGGCUGCAUCCGGGACAUCGAAAUCAACGGCCAUCUGAUUGAACCACGUGACGUGAUAAAGACAGAACGAGUUGUGGGCGAGGUGGCCGUCGAUAACUGCAAUUACAUUGAUCCCUGCAAGAGGCCAAAUACGUGCGAGCAUGGCGGCAAGUGUUUUGUGCGCGACAACCAGGUAACAUGCGACUGCAAGGAUACAGGCUACAUUGGCAAGAAUUGUCACUUCACCAAAUACCGGAAGACGUGCGAAGAGUUGGCAUUGCUUAGCUACACCAAGUCGGACGUUUACCUUAUCGAUAUCGAUGGCAAUGGGGUUUUCCCGCCGGCACAUGUGAAAUGUGAUUUUCAGAGUUUGGAGAAUGCCACCAAGACAAUUGUGGAACACAAUCUGCCGAGUCAGAUUGACGUUAGGUCGGCGAAUGAUAUUGAUUUUAGUUACAACAUCCGUUAUAGAGAAUUUUCGCCGGAAAUGUUGCAGGAACUGAUAUCGCAUUCGUUGUAUUGUACGCAGUAUAUAAAAUAUGAUUGCUUUAGGGCACCGUUGGAAUUGCAUUCCGCCACGUGGUUUAUCUCUUCCAGCAAUAAUAACACAGUCGACUUUCUGGGUAAUGUUAAGAGAGGAGCAUGUCCUUGUUCUGACAACAAAACAUGUGUGGACCCAAAUCAAUCAUGCAAUUGUGAUGUGAAAGAAAACAAAUGGCAUUCAGACGAAGGAUACUACAACGAACCGCACAGUUUAGGAAUAACAAAUAUGUUCUUCCGGCAGCAAAAGGAUUUAGAUGAAGAGGCACAAGGACGAAUAACAUUGGGUCCAUUAGAAUGUGUUGAAACAAAUACCCAAAAGUAUGUGGUCACAUUUACCACGUCACAAUCGUACAUUGAAGUGCCUGGCUGGAGAAAGGGUGACAUUGCCUUCUCAUUUCGAACCACAGGUGAAAAGGCAAUCCUUCUGUUUCAACCACCGAUACGUCCAUCCUAUCCGUCGUUUGUGGUCGCCUUGACUGGUGACUACCAGCUUACGUUCAACUUUACCCUGAGUACGGGCGAAUCGCGAACACUCGUUAUAGACUCGGUGAGGAAAUUCAAUGGCGGUGAAUGGCACAAAAUAUGGAUCGACUAUAAUGAGUAUCAUGUACGGUUCAUGAUUAAUACUGAUUACAAGAUGGUCGAUUUGUUGCCAGAGCAGGAGUUCGGUCCAUUCGAGGGCAGUAUGUUCAUUGGAGGAGCUACUGGGGAUCUGCUAAAGAAAUUGAUAGUGAAGCAGGGACUCAUAGGAUGCUUCCGUGGUUUGGUAGUUAACGGUGAGAUCCUUGACAUCUACAGCUAUAUGUCAGUGCAUCUGUCAGAGAUAAUAAAAGACUGUAAGCCAUCAUGCGUUCCUUCACCAUGUAAGAAUAAAGCCGAAUGCAAGGAACUCUGGAGUACCUUCCAGUGUGUCUGCAGUAAUCCAUGGGCUCACCUGGGUGAAUUCUGUGAAACAAACAUUAACGAAAAGGCAUUGACAUUCAUCAACCGCGAAUCGUUCCUUAAACGCAAUUUUCUCAGUACGAAUGCUUCAGUCGAAGACAAACGAGUCAUCCUCAAGAAUAUUCUUAGCCAGGAUAUUCUCAUUAAUUUACGUACUUACGACAAACACUCGUUGGUCCUGUAUGCCAACGAUCAUUUCAACAACUUUGUACACUUGUUUAUCAGCGAGGGCAAGGAGAUUGUCUUUCUUUAUAAUUACGGUGACGAGAUAGUGAAUCUCACAGUUGUCGAUGAGAGCAUCAGUAGUCUGACAAGCAUCCAGGUGGCAAUAAUUAGAAGUCCACAGAAGACUGUGAUGCAUGUCAACGAGCGUAGUGUGACAGUGCAGAAGGGAACAUUGCUCCUUGAUGAAUAUGCCAAUAAGCCAUGGAUUAAUCCAGAAAAAGAAGUUCUAUCACCACAUCGUCCACCAGCUCCCCCAACAGACUACUUCCAGUUCAACAUUGGUGGCUAUGAUCCAGCAAAUUUGCUAAGAACAAACACUGAAUUCCCAGAACUGCAAGGGUACAUUGGAUGUGUGAGAGGAUUGAAAAUCGGAGAUAAUCUAAUUGACUUGGCUGAACUUAAUGAAGGAAAUAUUGCGCAUGCUCUUGAAGGUGUUCUCCCCAGCUGCCAGCUAAAAUGCGAUGCCGAGCCUUGCAAAAAUGGUGGUUUUUGUAAGGAGAAUUUCGCCAAACAAGAAUCCACAUGCGACUGUGAGCACACUAGCUUCCUUGGAGAAUUCUGUAUGGAAGAGAAGGGUGCUGAUUUCAGUGGUGAAUCAACAUUGCAGCGAAAAUUUGAAUUAACUGGUAAAGUCGACUACGUCAAACUACAAUUGGCCUUCUCGAGUGCCGAUCUGAAACGUGCAAAUCGUGUUAUGCUGCUACUCCAGACGAAUAACGAACGUAGCUACUAUCUUAUGGUAGCAAUAGAUACCGAAGGAUAUUUACUAUUCGAGGAGGACCGUGAAGAUGGCUCAGCAGUGGGGGCACACAUUGAACGGACUUUCCUUAAAGGAGCCCGCCAUUCUAUCUACUAUCAGCGCAACGGUACCGAAGCAUCACUUCUAAUCGAUCGUGAACAGGUGCCACUGGCACCAAUUGCCAUUCGACCCCUGAUGCAAAACGUCAUCGACUCGGGCGCUAAUCGGGUGCAAAUUGGCGGAAUCAAUACGACGGAUUCCAGAUUUGCUGUCUUUAAAAGCUAUAGUGGCUGUUUGUCAAACAUUUACAUCCAGGUUAACAACUACAUUAUGAAACCCUUAGAAGAAUAUAUGCUUUUCACCAAAUCCGGAGCCGAUAAUAUUACGGUUAUAAAUUUCCAAGGAGUACGUAGUGCUCAAUGUGCAGCACAAUUUGAAAACAUUACAGAACCAAGACCACAAGAACCUAUUCUUAAUUUUACAAUGGGAUCUGGUCAAAAUUGGGCCGAAGAUCCUCCAGUUCGAGUGCCAUACAUUGCCAAACAUAUUGAUGUCUCAACCAAAGAAGAACAAACUCAAGUUGUCUUCAUAAUUCUCAUAGCAAUUUUUGUUAUAAUUGUCAUAUGUUGUCUAUUGGAAGUUUAUCGCAGUCAUCUUGAGUACAAGAAGCGUAUUGAACGUGAAACUGAUGAAGACAUAAUUUGGUCGAAGGAACAAGCUACAAAAAUGCAACAAUCUCCAGGAAAUCAAACGAAAAAUUUCAAUUACAAACCGGUUCCGCAAACUGAACGCAAGGCUUCAACUGGUGCUCCUUUGGUUGGAAUAUUAAAAAAUGGAACUACUGGAGGACAACAAAAGCCAACUGAAAAUACCAAUGGAACAAUACCUCGUGAACAAGAAACCAGCGGUACUCCAGUCGUUAGCAAACCUGACAAGAUUAUAGAAGUUGACGAAGAAAUCGAAAAAGUCGAAAAGGAAGCCAAGGAACCCACAAAAGCUAAUGAGAUCAAACCACCACCAACAACUACUGAGGCAACAAAAGAUUCUGAAACAACUGAAGAAAAGAAAAAGCCCGACGGGGAAGACGAGAAAAAAGAAGAUAAGCCUAAAGGUCCGCUGUUACCAGGGGUAAGGGAUAGCCAGUUAAUGGAUGCUGAACUUAAAUGGGAUCCACUGCCUGAGAAUUCAAGUGAAGAACCACUCUUAGAUGGUAGUUUGUCCAAUUCCAUAGCUGGUGAUUCAGAUUCUGAUACAAAUGAAUCACCAACAACAACUGCUGCAGGGACAGCAUCCACAAAAACAUCACAGAAUCCGGAUGAAACACCACUCCUGGACAAAGCCACCAAUGUGAAAUCUCAAUCUGAUGGAACUGCACCAUUGUUUUCAGCCUCCACCGAAGAUCUCUCAACUCUAGAUGGUUCUAUGAGCCCACAAAGUCAACAUCAAAAUGAUCCUGUUGAAAUAUCUACCAUACCAAUAGCUCCAUUUGUUACAAAGCCAAAUCCAAAAUCAAGUGCAGCUCCAGUUUUCAUCGAUGAAUCACAUCGACAAUUUUCAAAUCCAAUAAGUUAUAUAGGUGGACCGAGAUUGGAGCCAAGAAAUCGAAAUAGUAUAGAAUCGGUCCUUUCAUUAGAUUAGCAAACAUCGACAGGACCUUUGAGAUGAAUCUUUCCGUCCUAUUGAAAUGAGGCUGCAAAGUCAAUUGUUUAAAAGAAAACAAAGAAACAACAAACAUAAAUUGUUAUAGUUAAUUGUUUAGCUUUUGAAAAGUGUUAUUGUUGUUGUUAUAUAUUUAAAUUUCUUAAAUUAUUAAAAUAAAACAAUAUAUUUAUAAAAUCAA
This is a messenger RNA of Eupeodes corollae, 7498 nucleotides long. It is a transcript of the gene axo, whose product is annotated as axotactin. NCBI's taxonomy places the organism in Eukaryota, Metazoa, Arthropoda, Insecta, Diptera, Syrphidae. The record is from RefSeq and is a predicted model, not a curated record. Gene Ontology annotation, molecular function: serine-type endopeptidase inhibitor activity. The transcript is spliced from 20 exons. Bases 907 to 7296 code for a protein of 2129 amino acids.